AUGCUAAGGAUGUUGAAUUAUUUCUGCUUUGUAAUUCAAAUGAUCGCAGGAGCUGAAAUAACAAUUCUCUCCGGGGUCUAACUAGAAUUGGAGUCAGAAUUGGGCAGAUUCCUCAUGCAAAUGCUGAAUCCCGAUGGUCGUCAAAAAAAUAUACUUUUUGUCCUGAUAAUCACGACGUUAUAUAUUUUGAAAUUGGCAGUCCUGUUACCAAGAGUAAGACUGGUUGGUGGACGUUGGAGGGGAGAAGGAAGAGUGGAGAUUUUCUUCAAUGGCAAAGUGGGAACUGUUUGUGAUGAUGACUGGGAUAUAAAUGAUGCUCGCGUAGUUUGUCGCCAACUGGGAUUUCCUGAUGCUGUUAGUGCUCCGGGCUCUGCGCACUUUGGUGCUGGAAACGGUCAGAUUUGGCUGGACAAUGUGGGAUGUUCUGGCAGUGAAAGUUCAAUUGCAGAUUGUACGCACAAUGGAUGGGGCGUAGAAAGUUGCAAUCACAACGAAGAUGCUUCUGUGAUUUGUUCAAGUAAAUAAUCUACGCAAACAUCCUCAAUGUAGCAUUUUCUCGAAUUCUUUAAAAUAUGUUGUAGUAGUAAAUAUAUAAAGAACUUAUACAAAAUAUUUCUCCAGCGUAGAGCUGAUCUGGAAUGCGAUUUGAAUUUGACUCGAGCUACAGGAACGACUAACGGAAUCAUUUCUCAAAUGCAAUCUUCGGGGGUACGCUAGACCUCCCUGAUAGGAAUGAUACUGAAUGUUAUAAAAACAUUUAACAUUGACGUUAACCAUUCCGCUUCAUUAACUACGGACAAAUUCUAUAUUGCCUGUUGUCUUUAUAAGAUGUUAUAAAAGAAAUGGUAAACGUUGUAGUUGUGCGAUCAUGGAGUUAAAUGGAUGCACUUAAUUGUGAGGGUUCCUGUGCACUCAAGAAGCUACAACGUAAAAAAAUAAAAUGAAUCAAAUUCUCAUGCUGGCCAAUUGUCUUGGUCCCUUUUAGAAUUAAGGCUGGUUGGCGGAAACUGGAAAGGAGAAGGAAGAGUGGAGAUAUUCCACAAGGGCAACUGGGGAACUGUUUGUGAUGAUGGCUGGGAUAUGAAGGAUGCUCUCGUAGUUUGUCGCCAACUGGGAUUUCCUUUUGCUGCUAGUGCUCCGGGCUCUGCGCACUUUGGUGCUGGAAGCGGUCGGAUUUGGCUGGACGAUGUCUAUUGUUCCGGCAUUGAAAGUUCAAUUGCGGAUUGUCCGCACAGAGGAUGGGGCGUAGGGGAUUGUGAUCACAGUGAAGAUGCCUCGGUGAUUUGUUCAGGUAACCCU
Messenger RNA from Porites evermanni, 1299 nucleotides. The record is from the annotation of a GenBank genome assembly. Lineage: Eukaryota; Metazoa; Cnidaria; Anthozoa; Scleractinia; Poritidae.